This is a messenger RNA of Fibroporia radiculosa, 2328 nucleotides long. RefSeq lists its product as uncharacterized. Gene Ontology annotation, cellular component: mitochondrion. The coding region runs from base 1 to 2328 and encodes 775 amino acids. The transcript is spliced from 11 exons. NCBI's taxonomy places the organism in Eukaryota, Fungi, Basidiomycota, Agaricomycetes, Polyporales, Fibroporiaceae. Gene Ontology annotation, molecular function: metal ion binding; ATP binding; methylcrotonoyl-CoA carboxylase activity. The record is from RefSeq and is a predicted model, not a curated record.
AUGUUAUCCAAGUCUCAGAGGUCGAUCGCGUCGCGUUCCUUACCCCGCAUUGCGACGAGAGAUGCUGUCUCGAGCAGUCGUGGGCCUGCUGUGCGCCUCGGUCUCCCUCAUUCUGUAAACACGGCGUCUUCAAUAAGGCCUUCAGCUCCAGCUCCAUCUCGAGUUCGAGGGUUUGCGUCUGCACCAGAAGCUGUGAAUACUGCCUCUUUAUCUUCUCCUUUAGUUAGCCCGGUCUCCAGAAAGCCUCAUUUUGACAAGAUCCUCAUUGCCAAUCGAGGCGAGAUUGCGUGCAGAGUCAUACGCACUGCGAGAAAAUUGGGCAUCAAGACUGUUGCAGUAUACAGUGAGGUCGACGCAAAUUCGUUGCAUGUUCAAUUGGCGGAUGAAGCGUACUGCAUUGGACCUGCCGCAUCUUCGGAAAGCUACCUCCGUAUCGACAAGAUCAUUGAAGUCUGCCAUCGCAGCGGCGCCCAGGCUGUUCAUCCCGGGUACGGUUUCCUAAGCGAAAAUGCCGAUUUUGCGGAACAGCUCGCCUCCGCAGGUGUCGUAUUCAUCGGGCCGCCUGCCAGUGCGAUUGUUAGCUACCCGGUACUCAUUAAAGCCACCCACGGCGGUGGUGGCCGUGGGAUGCGUGCUGUCGACUCUCCCGCACAGUUUGUGGAUGCGCUUGCCAGUGCCCAGCGCGAGGCGCGAGGUGCAUUUGGGCGUGAAGAGGUACUUGUUGAACGGUACAUUAAACGACCACGACACGUCGAGGUACAAGUGUUUGCUGACCGCGAUGGGGGGUGCGUAAGUCUGUGGGAGCGAGAUUGCUCUGUACAGCGGAGGAACCAGAAGAUUAUCGAAGAGGCCCCAGCUCCUGGCUUGUCGCCUGAGUUGCGAUCCGAGUUGAGCAAGAAAGCAGUAGCGGCUGCACGGGCGGUCGGCUAUGUGGGGGCUGGGACUGUGGAAUUCAUCCUGGACAGAGAUACAAACGAAUUUUUCUUUAUGGAGAUGAACACACGACUGCAAGUCGAGCAUCCGGUUACAGAAAUGAUCACCGGUGUGGAUUUAGUUCAAUGGCAACUCGAGGUUGCAACAGGCAAUCCACUUCCGCUCUCGCAAUCACAAAUUCCACUUGUCGGCCAUGCAUUUGAGGCACGCAUAUACGCAGAAAAUCCACGCAAUGGAUUCAUGCCCGAUUCCGGCCGGCUGCUGUACCUCUCCACCCCUGCACCGACAUGCACCUUUGCUCCGUCAGUGCCCACCCGGGACGACCAAAACGGCGGCUCUUCCGAUCCGACGCUGUUCACGCCCCCAGAACACAUUUCUACCGCAAUCACGCCCUCUGUACGGCUCGAGCAAGGGUUCCUCCAGGGUGCGCAGAUUGGCGUGUUCUACGAUCCGAUGAUCGCGAAACUCAUUGCGCACGGGCGUGAUCGUGUUGAGGCGCUGAGGAUGCUGAGACGUGCGUUGGACGAGUAUCGAGUGGUGGGCGUGCAGACGAACGUGGAGUUCUUGAGAGACUUGGCGGAGCACGCCGCGUUCGUUGACGGCGACGUGGAAACCGGUUUCAUCCAGAAACACCACGCGAAGCUGUUCCCGCGUCCAGAAGAGCCGACGCCGGAGAUACUGGUGCAAGCAGCGCUCUUCGUUGUACUACGGGAGCACCCGCAGGUGCGGUCUGCCGCUAGUUCGUCUCCGUGGACGUCGCUUGCAUCGAGGAGAUUCGGCGGCGACGCCUACGAGAGGACGGUCACUCUGCAGCACACCGUGGAGGGAUCAGCGGACGACGUACAGGACCGUCCGUCGAUCACCGUCUCGGUCAAAUCGCUGCCAGGCGCACCAGGCCGGUUCGACGUCUCUGUGCGCACGGAGAACGGCGAGAAGACGUUUGCAGGCGUCUCGGCGGAGAUCCUGGACGGCACAAUGCUCUCGACGACUCUCGGGGGCGCGGUGCUGCGCACGACGAUUGUGUCCCAGCGCGCCAUGGCUGCCUCGUCGCAGAUGGGGGAGAAGCUGCACGUCUUCCACGGAUCGCGAAGGAUUGCGCUGCUCGUCCCGCCGCCGCAAUGGCUCGCCUCGCUCUCGGCGUCGACAAUGGGCGCGGCGAAGGGGACGCUUAAGGCGCCGAUGCCCAGCGUGGUCGUAGAGGUCAAGGUCAAGGUGGGCGAUCAGGUCAAACAGGGUGAUGCGAUAGUGGUCUUGGAGAGCAUGAAGACAGAGACGGUGCUCAGAGCGGCAGCGGACGGUGUAGUGCGGGCCGUUGGGUGCGCGAAGGGAGACAUGGUAGAGGAAGGGAAGGAGUUAGCGAUGAUCACGGACGUUCUUGAAGCAGAGUCGGCAUAA